AUGGAGAACUACGAACUGGAAACCAUGCUACGCAUAAACAACCUUGUGGUGCUCCAAAAGCUGGGCUCCGGCUCCUUUGGGGACAUCUACGAGGCCAAGCACCUGGGGUCGGGUUUCCACGUAGCCCUCAAGGUGGAGCGCAGAGAUGUCGGCCCUUCGCACUUGCCCAACGAGUACGCGGUGUACCAUCUACUCAGGCAUGGAACGGGAAUCCCGAAGACCUACCAGUUGCUCUCGAAUAAGCGGCACAACGUGCUGGUGAUGGAGUUGCUGGGCCUCUCGUUGGAGAAACUGUUCGUGUUGUGCGAUCGCCGCUUCUCCAUGAAGACGGUGCUCAUGCUGGGGGAGCAGAUGGUGGCGCGGAUGGAGUACCUGCACAACCGACGCUACCUGCACCGCGACGUCAAGCCGGACAACUUCCUGAUGGGCUACGGCAACAGCAGCCACCUUCUCCAUCUCAUCGACUUCGGCCUGGCCAAGAGGUACUGGGACACGACGGAGAACAAGCACGUGCGCCAAAAGCAUGGCACCCGGCUGACCGGCACCGCUCGCUACGCCUCCAUCAAUGCCCUGUGCGGGGGCGAGCAGUCCCGGCGGGACGACAUGGAGUCUGUGGGCUACGUCCUCAUGUAUCUGCUACGAGGCAGACUGCCCUGGCAAGACCUCGUGGCCAAAAGCAGGGAGCAGAAGCACGAAAUGAUCACCGAGAUGAAGCUGUCCACGUCGCUGAUGAGCCUUUGUGCAGGCUAUCCAAGCGAGUUCUACAACUGCCUUGAAUACACCCGGAAACUGAGCUUCGAGGAGGAACCGAAAUACCGGACGAUCAGGUGCUCCUUCUUGGCCUUGCUGUGCCGCCUGAACUACAGCAAUGACCAGAUUUACGACUGGGACCUAGUCGCAAAGAGAAACGCGAAGGAAGAUGGUGGAGUGGAGGACGAGGACGAAUUUUGA
Messenger RNA from Drosophila erecta, 951 nucleotides. Its product is annotated as casein kinase I. Gene Ontology annotation, molecular function: ATP binding; protein serine/threonine kinase activity. Bases 1 to 951 code for a protein of 316 amino acids. Gene Ontology annotation, cellular component: nucleus; cytoplasm. Gene Ontology annotation, biological process: endocytosis; signal transduction; peptidyl-serine phosphorylation. NCBI's taxonomy places the organism in Eukaryota, Metazoa, Arthropoda, Insecta, Diptera, Drosophilidae. The record is from RefSeq and is a predicted model, not a curated record. The transcript has a single exon.